This is a messenger RNA of Mustela erminea (ermine), 3414 nucleotides long. It is a transcript of the gene BTBD9, whose product is annotated as BTB domain containing 9. Lineage: Eukaryota; Metazoa; Chordata; Mammalia; Carnivora; Mustelidae. The transcript is spliced from 11 exons. Gene Ontology annotation, biological process: modulation of chemical synaptic transmission; circadian behavior; adult locomotory behavior. Gene Ontology annotation, molecular function: protein binding. The record is from RefSeq and is a predicted model, not a curated record. Bases 176 to 2014 code for a protein of 612 amino acids.
GCGCCGCGGCGGCGGCGGCGGCGGCGGCGGCGGCGGCGAGGACGGCGGCGACGGCGGCGGCCGAGGGGGCGGUGGCUACGAGGGGCGUGCGGAGCAGGCGGAAGAGGCGUCCGUACGGGCGGCUAGGUCGCAGAGGAUCAUCGUUGGGAUCAACGACUAUCACCUGUUCUACAAAAUGAGUAACAGCCACCCUCUUCGCCCCUUUACUGCAGUGGGGGAAAUUGAUCAUGUGCACAUUUUGUCUGAACAUAUUGGUGCCUUGCUGAUUGGGGAGGAAUAUGGCGACGUCACAUUCGUUGUGGAAAAGAAACGUUUUCCUGCCCACAGGGUAAUUUUAGCUGCGAGGUGCCAAUAUUUUCGAGCAUUACUGUAUGGUGGGAUGCGAGAAUCUCAGCCCGAAGCAGAAAUCCCUCUCCAAGACACCACCGCAGAAGCAUUCACCAUGCUGCUUAAAUACAUCUACACUGGGCGGGCAACACUGACAGAUGAGAAGGAGGAGGUGUUGCUGGACUUUCUGAGCCUGGCUCAUAAAUAUGGAUUUCCAGAGCUGGAGGAUUCUACCUCUGAGUAUCUCUGUACCAUACUUAACAUUCAGAAUGUCUGCAUGACUUUUGAUGUUGCCAGCCUCUACUCACUUCCCAAGUUAACUUGCAUGUGCUGCAUGUUUAUGGACAGAAAUGCUCAGGAGGUGCUCUCCAGUGAAGGCUUCCUCUCCCUUUCUAAGACAGCACUUUUAAACAUCGUAUUAAGAGAUUCAUUUGCAGCUCCCGAGAAAGAUAUUUUCCUAGCCUUGUUAAAUUGGUGUAAGCACAAUUCAAAGGAGAAUCAUGCUGAAAUCAUGCAGGCUGUGCGUUUGCCUCUGAUGAGCCUCACUGAACUUCUGAACGUUGUGAGGCCUUCAGGACUGUUGUCUCCCGAUGCCAUUCUGGAUGCUAUUAAAGUUCGAUCAGAGAGCCGGGAUAUGGACCUCAAUUACAGAGGCAUGCUCAUCCCAGAAGAAAAUAUUGCAACCAUGAAGUAUGGAGCCCAGGUUGUAAAAGGGGAGCUGAAGUCUGCCUUAUUAGACGGCGAUACUCAAAACUACGAUUUGGAUCAUGGAUUUUCUAGGCACCCAAUUGAUGAUGACUGCCGUUCUGGCAUUGAGAUUAAGCUAGGUCAACCAUCUAUCAUCAAUCACAUACGGAUACUCCUGUGGGACCGAGAUAGCCGGUCUUACUCAUACUUCAUUGAAGUGUCAAUGGAUGAACUUGAUUGGAUUAGAGUGAUUGACCAUUCGCAGUAUCUAUGUCGUUCUUGGCAAAAGUUGUAUUUUCCAGCCCGUGUCUGCAGGUAUAUUCGAAUAGUUGGAACUCACAACACAGUGAAUAAGAUUUUUCACAUUGUGGCUUUUGAAUGUAUGUUUACAAACAAAACCUUCACUCUUGAGAAGGGGCUGAUAGUUCCCAUGGAGAACGUUGCAACAAUUGCAGAUUGCGCCAGUGUGAUUGAAGGAGUCAGUCGGAGCCGAAAUGCCUUGCUGAAUGGCGACACCAAGAAUUACGACUGGGAUUCCGGCUAUACGUGUCACCAGCUAGGAAGUGGUGCGAUUGUGGUUCAGCUGGCACAGCCAUACAUGAUCGGGUCCAUACGGUUACUACUUUGGGACUGUGAUGAUCGAAGCUACAGCUACUAUGUUGAGGUCUCCACCAACCAGCAACAGUGGACCAUGGUGGCCGACAGAACGAAAGUCUCCUGCAAGUCCUGGCAGUCUGUAACUUUUGAGAGACAGCCCGCCUCCUUCAUCCGAAUCGUGGGAACACACAACACAGCAAAUGAGGUGUUCCACUGCGUCCACUUUGAGUGUCCGGAGCAGCAGAGCAGCCAGAAGGAGGAAAGCAGCGAGGAGUCAGGGCCUGGGGAGCCCAGCCUGGCGGGUCCGCAGCUCGACCCCCACGCCCUGCAGGCCCCAGGAGGCAGCUCCCUGCCUUCCAGCCCCGGCUCUGCCUCUCGCUCUCCCAACCGGCAGCACCAGUAAAGGGGGCGCGGACAUGGAGGCAUGCGGUGGGCCCCGAGGGCAGGGGCCAGGACUGGCAUCCUCCCGGGAGGGAUCUCCGUCUCCAGCCCCUCUCCCCUCCUGGGAGGAGCAGACGGCGCUGGCAAAACGGACACAGGACAGGCUUUCUCCCAAGGACAGAAAGGGGCCAUGUUGUUCUCCUCUCAAUUUGUUCAAAUCAGGCUGGUCUCCAGGGGGAGAAAAUGGGUCUUCAAUCUUCAUCAAGUCCACCAUUAACACCCUACCUCUCUAAUCUAACCCGGGCAAAGAGGCCGCGGUGGACAGGCCGGUGUCGGAAUGCUGCGACGGCACCAAGCUCGGGAGAACCCAUCAGACCUUUAUUACCUCCAGGCACCCUUUAGGAAGUGGGUUUCAAUAGAGUGUUUGCUUUUCUGGAACACAUUGCCCUGGCAACUAAAUGAUUUUUUCUUUCUUUUAGUUAUUGUCCAUUUGCUGAAUCAUAGGUGUUCCAGAUCUUUUUGAAAUGCUCAAACAGCAAAUCAUUUGUUGUAUUCCCUUUUGACGCUGUAAUUUUCCUUCCUUAGUUUUGAACGGUUAGGCCUGGGGUGGAGCGGAGAAAGGCUGUGCACAGCUCCUGAAUGAGGCACAGAUGCAGCUCGUCAUGGCACCGGGGCUGACAAGGAAAAUCCUCUGAGGAAGUUCAAAAAAAUACACAAUGAGCAAAUCAAUCCGAGGAUACUGGAGUUAAUAAUCACUCGAAUUCCUGAGUUAUUAACCUGUCAUUCCUGAAACGUACCCAGCCCUUAAGCUUGGGAGGCUGACAAGGAAAUGGUUAUUUUUGCCACCUGCUAAUUUCCUGUUCCUGAGUCUGUAAACGUAUCUGUAAGUCCACAGCAGCUUCCGGUAGGGCUCAGCCCACCCCUGAAUCACCACCGGUUAGCUGGGCCCGUGGGGACGGUAGUCCCCUGUGCCAGCGAGUGUCAGCAGCACGCUCCUGGGGCUUUGCAGGGUGGUCAUGGCGGUUCAGUCUUCGCUGUGUUUCAUCCGCACACCUGACUACUCAGCCAAGGUUGAGAAGAAAAAGUAGUUCUAAGAAGCUUUUCUCCUCCUCAUUGAGCGGAUCGCUGCCGCAGCCUGACGAGGCUGCGCUCCCUCUCCUUCCUUAGUGCUUUCCAGCCUGGCGCUAACUACCCUUUGUAACGUGCUUAGCCUGCUGUCUGGGGUUCACUCACUUCCGGAGCCCGGCCAGGCUGAGCACUGCGGUCCCCUGGCCCCCCAGAUGCAGGCCCAGGUCCUCUGCACACCCUGUGACCCCCACUUGGAGGAGGGUGGGCUUACAGGGGGUUCCUUUUGGGGUCUUACACGCUCACUGGUUGCAGGUGGACACAGAGCCCCUCUAAGUAAAUGCUCUCCCCAGUGUA